CGCAAGGGACAAACAUCGUCAAAAAGAAAUUUGAACGGAGCCAACCACAGAAGCGGAGUUUCGGAACUAGAAGCACUUGUCUCUGGGCCUACACCUGCGUGUUUUUGUGGGUGCCUCCGUUAGCUCGCCUUCUUAUCAGCUGAUCUCUAUUUCCAAAGAUUCUAACACUUGGACCGAUGACCUCCAGAAUACAUACGGAGAAUCUCCAGAUUCAGAGGCUUUAGUGGACUAAGUUCGCGAAAUAACCAACUCCAUCCAGAUCCUGAAAAGGAGAGAAGAAUGAGUGGAUUCAGCUAACCUCUUCAAACCCACACUUCAUCCCCCCAUCCCUUUCCUUUCCAUGUCACCAUGUCUGCAGGCAAUGGCACCCCUUGGGGGUCAGCAGCGGGGGAAGAGGUCUGGGCGGGAUCAGGAGUAGAGGUGGAGAGCUCAGAGCUACCCACCUUCUCAGUUGCAGCUAAGGUCCGGGUUGGAGUGACCGUUGUGCUAUUUGUUUCUUCGGCUGGAGGAAACCUGGCCGUGCUGUGGUCGGUGACACGGCCGCAACCCAGCCAGCUCCGCCCCUCUCCGGUACGACGACUUUUUGCUCAUUUAGCAGCUGCCGAUUUACUGGUUACUUUUGUGGUUAUGCCCCUAGAUGCCUCCUGGAAUAUCACUGUUCAGUGGCUGGCCGGGGACAUCGCAUGUCGAACACUCAUGUUCCUGAAACUAAUGGCCAUGUAUGCCGCAGCUUUCCUGCCUGUGGUCAUUGGGCUCGACCGCCAGGCAGCCGUACUACACCCGCUUGGACCCCGCUCAGCUGGAAGGAAACUUCUGGGGGCAGCCUGGCUACUCAGUUUCCUUCUUGCCUUGCCUCAGCUGUUCCUGUUUCAUACUGUCCGCCGAGCUGGUCCAGUCCCCUUCACCCAGUGUGUGACCAAAGGCAGCUUCAAGGCUCAAUGGCAAGAGACCACCUAUAACCUCUUCACCUUCUGCUGUCUCUUUCUGCUGCCACUGACUGUCAUGACCAUCUGCUAUAGCCGCAUUGUCCUCAGUGUGUCCAGUCCCCGGACAAGGAAGGGGAAUGAUGCCCCUGCCGGUGAAUUUGCCCUCCGCCGCUCCUUAGACAAUCGCCCUCGUGUUCGUCUUCGGGCCCUGCGACUGGCCCUGCUUGUGUUGCUGACCUUCGUCCUCUGCUGGACACCUUAUUACCUGCUGGGUCUUUGGUACUGGUUCUCUCCCACCAUGCUAACUGAAGUGCCUCCCAGUCUCAGCCAUAUCCUUUUCCUCUUUGGCCUCCUCAAUGCUCCCCUGGAUCCUCUCCUCUAUGGGGCCUUCACCCUUGGCUGCCGAAGAAGGCACCAAGAACUCAGCAGUGACUCCUCCAGGGAAGGAGGGUCUGGGAGAAUGCACCAACAGGAGAGUCAAGCCCUUAGACAGAUGGAAGUAAAAACAAAUGCGGCGGCAAGAAAGGCAGGAGAAACAAAAGAGACAUUCCUGUGACAUCCAUUUGCUUUAGGACAUAGUAUAUAGGAACAGAAUAAUUAUUUUUUGAUAUCACGAGGACAUCAUCUACCCUUGCUCUCUUAGCUUCCAAGAAAAAUAAAUACUGAGCAGUAUCUCUACC
This is a messenger RNA of Phacochoerus africanus (Common warthog), 1606 nucleotides long. Its product is annotated as gonadotropin-releasing hormone II receptor. The transcript is spliced from 4 exons. NCBI's taxonomy places the organism in Eukaryota, Metazoa, Chordata, Mammalia, Artiodactyla, Suidae. Gene Ontology annotation, biological process: G protein-coupled receptor signaling pathway. The record is from RefSeq and is a predicted model, not a curated record. Gene Ontology annotation, molecular function: gonadotropin-releasing hormone receptor activity; peptide binding. Bases 349 to 1482 code for a protein of 377 amino acids. Gene Ontology annotation, cellular component: membrane.